AUGGUCUCCAAACCCACCAACGGCACACCAGCUGUGCCCUCACGAAAUGCCCUACGAGUGCUCCGUCGUUUAGCUCUUGCAGGAUCAACUGUGGGAAGCUUCUGUACGGUUGCAGCUAUUACCUACGACGUCCACCGUCGGGUGCGCGUCGCGGAGCGAAUUGUCGAGAACAAGCGGGCCCUGCAAACCUCAGCGCCGAACUACGAUGCGACGUCUGCAGCAAGGAGACUGGCACGUAUGAUGGAGGCGGCUGAGGCGGGAGAGUUUAUGGGCCUGGAAUCUCUCAAGGAGCAAGACCGGAAGUUCAGAGAGGCGCAAGCUGUCCCGGCUAGGGGAGAAGUUCAUGGUAACGACUUGAGCUGGGAUGUUCAGCUGCAAGACCAACAACCUGCCGCCCCUGCUGAGUCUUACAUGGAUAUUACACGCUCAAAGUUGAUUGACUCCUUUACUCCCGGACAAGUACCAGCGAAAUCGACCUCAGCUCCCGAUCUCCCUCCGAACCUAACACGGUCGACCGAUGCACUGGACCGAGCAAAAUCCGCCCUUGCACAUGCGAACCAAAGAACAGUCGAAGAUCAUGAGAAGCAAACAGAUGAUGCAGCUCAAUGGCAUGAUUCAGUCACAGAAGAAAUGCAAAAGUUUCUCGACCACGGUCGGCCUAUCGAUGCUGCCCACUUGUUUUUGGACGCUCACCCUGCGACGGUGAGUGGCAUAUCUACAGAUAGACGGGAAGUUACGGUCAAGACAUUCUAUGCCAAUUGCAAGGAAGAGAACGUCAUGGUUGCGAGGAACAUCUUCGAACGCCUAGAAGACGUGGAUAAGGUGUCUCCUGGCAUGUGGAAAGUUUUGAUGUUCGCGCUAGCGAGAAAGGGGAGCAUCGAAUCCGUCGCCACUAUAUUCACUCGAUACAUGCACAAAUUCAGAGUUCCCCCGGAAAUGGUUGAUAUCGUGCUCCGAUGCCUGCUAGAGUCUCAUCGACUUACCACAGCGAAAUGGUUUCUUCUUAGGAAUCUCGAGGUUGAUCGUGGCUGCGGCCUAUGCGGCGCCUAUCUUGCAGGGCUUUGGAAAAAGACAAGGAGUAUCGAGCUUCUGAACGGGCAACUGAAGAAAAUUUUGACAAUACUUCCUCGCUUGGGAAAGGAACCCACCGACAAGCUCUUCAACCCCGUGAUCAAAGCAUACGUGGAAUUUGGUCGGCUGGCUGAUGCAGAAGCUCUGGUCAAAGACAUGACGACUAAGUACGGCAUUCCCCUUCGUUGCCGAACAAAAGGUCUUUUGGUAUUUGGCAGGGCUUUGGCCUGUGACUGGGAGGGCGUGGACGCUGGGCUACAGCAGAUGCAUGAGCUCAAGUUGACUUCGAGGAAGUACGACUUUACGCCGAUAUUUGACCGUAUCUUCCUUGAAUACUGGGUAUCGCAUUCGGGUGAUGAAAUUCGCGACUUUGUCUAUCGUUACAUCGAAAAGUUCCAAAUGGUUCCCGAUAAAAUCCUUUACAAGCACAUACUGGAGGCAUUCGUGGAAAAGGGUGAUAAGGAAAUGGUUGAUGAAUUUGUGCGGUUCGCACGUGAGCGCCGUUGGCCGAACUACAUCAAUGAGCAGGAGUUCUUGGAGAUGCUUCGCAAACGUCGUCACGCUCUUGAGGAAGCACCAGUGGGAUUCUGGCAGAUGCUGCAGGCAGCUCGGAUGAAAUAUGGGCAAGCUGCCACAUCACAACAAGUGCUCGGAUAUGACCAGCGAUCAUUCCCACUUGCGGAAGUCAACCUGAUGCCGUACACGCAGGACCCGUUACCGUGGUAUCAGCGAACGCUGCAGCACAUGACACCCUCGAGACCAGUCGACCAAUACCAAAAGCUUCACAAGCAGAUGUCUCAUUACAUGCAUGUCGGUAAGCUGACGGAGGCGUUGAAGUGCUAUGAAAAUGCUAGGAAUGCGCGGUUCCAGUUCAAGCAGUUGCAUGUUGAACUUGCAGUCAUUUGUACGCUACUCGAAGAGGGUGUCGGUGCUGCUCGAGCUUUGAUCGACUCUGAGUGGAAAA
Aspergillus niger is the source of this 2035-nucleotide messenger RNA. RefSeq lists its product as uncharacterized. The record is from RefSeq and is a predicted model, not a curated record. The transcript has a single exon. NCBI's taxonomy places the organism in Eukaryota, Fungi, Ascomycota, Eurotiomycetes, Eurotiales, Aspergillaceae. Gene Ontology annotation, molecular function: protein binding. The annotation marks the transcript as partial.